CGCUGGAAAAAUUUUGGCCAGGUCUUAUAAUCCAUAAAUUAGUACAUCGUCACUGUGGUGCAAUAUGAUAUAGAUGGCGAGAGUAGUCUAUCAGCUGAUACAUUUUAUAAAUAUAUCACACUCGGCUUCGGCACAGCACAGCACAGCGUCGAUGACAACCGAAUAUCGAGUGUCUAUGAGAAUUGUAAUCUGGAACAUUUUAAUUAUACAUAAAUCAAAACGCAUAAUCAAAAAAAGUGUUUAGUAUUUUAUUCUCGAGGAAAAUGUUUAACACCAAGUCCUUCGAUGUUGUCAGUUUUAAUUCAGAAUUGUCUACUGCGAAACAGGAAACGUCUGCGAAUGUGCAAACAACGGAGAUAGUCUACACCGCUGGCGACACGCAGACCACAGAGACGAGGAGUGUCGGGAUUCAGACGAUGAACGGACAAAAAACAGAUGUACAAGUGGAUUAUGACAAGCUAGCAGAGUUUCUGAAGAAGGUCUCACCAGGAAUUCUAGAGGCCCUUGAUGAGGCUUAUGCGACCAAUGCUUUCGACGACUACAAUCCGAAUGUCACAGAGACCUCAUCUACCACUGUAGAAUUAAUAAAGAAAAUAAGUGCAUUGAAGGGACUAGAUAAUCAACUUAAGGUAAGCGACCUGUCGUGGAGCACCGUCGGCGGAACGUUGGCAGUUGGCCUCAGUCACACUUACCACGAAGCAUGGUGCGACCACCUUUCUAUGAUUCAGCUGUACAAUCUCACAACAGAGGACAAUGUCGCAGACACACCUGCCAAAACCUUAGAGACGAAUGGAUGCAUCACGACGCUGUGCUUUCACCCAACGGAACCCUCCAUCCUCGCGGCCGGACUAUCUAAUUGGGACGUGCUGGUCUGGAACCUCAGGAGCGACGACUCGAUCCUGCCCAUACACGUGUGCACGCAUGGCGACUGCGUGUCCCAGGUAUACUGGCGGCCGAGAUCUGUGAAUGACGUGACCCUACUGCUGAGCUCCAGCAGAGACGGAUAUAUACUGAUUCAUAAGCUGAUGGCCAACUUUACGACCGUCCAACUGCACAAACGAUUCAAGAUAGUCAAGGAACGUAAUCCGGUGGAGAGUGCCAGACCACAAAGCGCAAGUGGUACGCGCGAGCGUGCCGCUGAAGCGGGUCUAUGCAUCACGAGCUUUGACUUUUCGCCGAGGCACCCGAGUAUCUUUGUCGUUGGAACGCUGUGCGGUGGAAUCUACAAGUGUAGCUUGGACAGCGUAACGUCCAUCGAAGGAGACCCUACGCUUGUCGAUCCCGUGAUCGAUGAAUACGAAAGGCACGGAGGUAGCGUUACCUGCAUAAAGUGCUCGCCGUUACGCAAUCUAUUCGUCAGCAGUGCUACGGAUAAGGAAAUUCGAAUAUACAAUCUUGACGAGCAUGUCAAUCAGCAAAUUAUUUCCGUGGACAGUACAGUUGUGGGAUUAACGUGGAUGAUUGGCAAUCAAGACAUAUUCGCAGCUUACGGAGCGGGCACGUGUGUCAAGUUCUACAACGUAACGGACGGUAAACCUGUAACGUAUGCGAAAGUCGAAGUGACUGGCAAAGAAAGUAUCAGCAGCUUACGUAUAAAUUCCAAGAGAGAUGUACUGGCUGUUGGAGAUGUUCGUGCGAAUGUUGAAAUAUGGAAAUUUCCACGUCACUUGUUUUGAACAUGUCUCUGAUUAACGCAAUUGCUUACACCAUUUACUGAAUGGAUCGACACAUCGCCAUGUAUACCUCCUUAUAUACAUAUUGCACACAUAUAUAUAUAUAUAUAUAUAUAUAUAU
Molecule: messenger RNA, 1794 nt
Organism: Monomorium pharaonis (pharaoh ant)
Lineage: Eukaryota; Metazoa; Arthropoda; Insecta; Hymenoptera; Formicidae
Product: WD repeat-containing protein 34
Exons: 9
Coding region: 264-1676 (470 amino acids)
Biological process (GO): intraciliary transport
Cellular component (GO): ciliary plasm; cytoplasmic dynein complex
Molecular function (GO): dynein heavy chain binding; dynein light chain binding
Source: RefSeq, a predicted model, not a curated record